Schistocerca gregaria is the source of this 2338-nucleotide messenger RNA. Its product is annotated as origin recognition complex subunit 5-like. The record is from RefSeq and is a predicted model, not a curated record. The coding region runs from base 514 to 2106 and encodes 530 amino acids. The transcript is spliced from 10 exons. Gene Ontology annotation, molecular function: DNA replication origin binding. Gene Ontology annotation, biological process: DNA replication initiation; DNA replication. Gene Ontology annotation, cellular component: nucleus; nuclear origin of replication recognition complex. NCBI's taxonomy places the organism in Eukaryota, Metazoa, Arthropoda, Insecta, Orthoptera, Acrididae.
GCUUUGAUAUUUACUCACAGCAUUCUUUAGCUUGACAAUAUAAGCCUUCGAGUACUUCUUUCUUUUUCUCAAUAUCUUGUAUUCUUUCCUCUGUUAACGCCAUGAUCUUUUUGUUCUGAGGAUCUUCGGAAUUCAUUUUAGUUAGAAAGAUCAACUCCAGUCAAAACACACACCACAGAUUACACACAGAGUUCUACAAUUGCAGUGAGCGAAGGGUUGCCAACUGCAACAUAAAAUAUGCUUAACGCGUAUUCAAGACCUGUAUCAACUAUGGUAUAUACAGCAGCGGCACCAGUUGCAGUGCAUAAUCAAAAAAUACAAUUAUAGCUACUGUAAUUCUUAUAAAACGAAACAGAUCAGUGAGUGGUUGUGGUGACCACAGUCAAUUAUCAAUAUCAUUCCAAGAGCUAGUGAACACUGUUGUCAAACCUGCCUAAUUUGGCGGUAAAAUAUCUGAAUUUCGUCUGCACUCAGCGGGAGCAGAAAUCAAGAAAGCAGACAACACAGAAGAAAAUGUCCCGGCGGACUUUGCGUGAAAGGAAUUGUCCGAAAGAAUGUGUUGUUCUUGUUGAGGAUGUGAUGAAGUCACAAUUUAAGAAAAGCAGUAAGAAAAACAAAGCAAAAGUUGCAAAAGAUGUUGGCCCAUUGUGUCCCACCUUUGACAAGGAAGAAUGGGAAAAUGAUUUUGCAGCAUUUCCAGAAGGACUUGGGGGUACCUAUCAUGUUGAUCCACUAGUUAUGCUACAAGAAAGCGAACAGUUUCAGCAUAUUUCAGAAGAAUGUGAAUGUGAAGUAGAACAAGAGUUAACAAAGAAUAUACUCUGUAGACAAGAUGAAAUUAGAAGAAUUUUAGGUCUCAUAGGCCAGUGUAAAAAUCAGUUACCCCAAAGCAUAUUUAUUUAUGGACAUUCUGGAACAGGAAAGUCAUUUGUACUGCAAAACAUACUCGACAAGCUGAAAUAUAGACAUGUUGUCAUUGAUUGUGUCCAAUGUUAUAUGCCAAAAUUACUCUACAUGAGCAUUCUGAAUGCUGUUGCAGAACAUCAUAUGACUGUUGAUAAUAACUAUGAACCAUAUGCAUCUUGUGACAAUAUUUUGGACUUUACUUUAAAUCUCAAGGCAGCAAUGAAGUGCAACAGUUUUAUUAUUGUCCUCGAUAAAUGCGAAAGAUUGCGUGAUAUGUCAAAAACCAUAUUGCCAGCUUUUAAUCGUUUGAAGCAGUUGACUGGCUUGAAUGUGUGUGUUAUUUUUUUGAGCAACAUUAUUCCUGAAAAAUUCCACUCAGCAAAAGGAUACUUUGAAACAAUUCCAGUACACUUCAAGCAGUAUACUAAAGAUGAAAUCUUCCAAAUUCUGUCUGUAAACCAUCCAUGGACAGAAAAGGAAAGUCUAUACAAGAACUAUUUAAAAUUAUUUUUGGGUGUAUUUUAUGGAUCCUGCAGAGAUUUGUGUGAACUUAAAUACAUGGUUAAUUCAAAUUUCUUCAAGCAUUCACAGUCAAUGGUCGCAGGCACUUCAGAAAUGCACAAACUGUGGCAGGUAGUCAUGCCUCACCUCAAAAGCAGCCUGGAAUACCUCUAUCAGAGAACUGCCAUGUGGACGGAAUAUGAAAAUGACUUCUCACUAGCAGGUAAUACAGCUGCCAAUAGAGGACUUGGAAAUCGUGAUCAGCUGUCUUCUCAGGAAUUUGCGCUAAGUUUUGAGCUGCCGUAUUAUACCAAAUACUUUCUCAUUGCUGCUUAUUUGGCAUCAUACAUUCCCUCAAAACUGGAUAAAGCUCUCUUUAUGAAACGGAAAGAUAAGAAGAAGAAAAAGAGAAUCAACAGAUCUAAAAAUGACAUCCUAAGUGACAUGCUUUUAGGACCAAAACCAUUCACGGUGGAUAGACUGUUGGCUAUAUUUUAUUCAAUUGUUCAAGAUGAGGUCAGCUUCACAGUAAAUCUUUCUGUGCAGAUUUCAUCUUUGGUCAAGCUCAGGCUUCUGAUUAUGGUAAACAGUAACAUUGACUGUCCAAAAUAUAAAUGUGCUGUUGGUUUGGAUUUCAUAAAAAUAAUUGCUAGAACAGUCAAUUUUGAUAUUGUAAAAUACUUGUUUCCAUCAAAUUGAAGUGUGACAGAAGAGAGAUAUUUAAAUAUUAUUAUAAAAGUCAACAAAAUUUGUACUGUGAUUGUAAAAGAUAUUGCAUUUCUUCCACAUCAAGAAAGAACUACAUUAAUCAUAUCUUUUUGUAAGCUGUGUAACUAGACUCACUUGAAAUAUAAUACUUUUUUCCCUAUAUUUUUAUUUAUUACUGUAUAUUGUACAGAAUAAGAAAUAAAAUGAUGGUGUACUUUAUAAA